Cataglyphis hispanica is the source of this 936-nucleotide messenger RNA. Its product is annotated as ADP-ribosylation factor-like protein 2-binding protein. The record is from RefSeq and is a predicted model, not a curated record. NCBI's taxonomy places the organism in Eukaryota, Metazoa, Arthropoda, Insecta, Hymenoptera, Formicidae. The transcript has 6 exons. The coding region runs from base 201 to 737 and encodes 178 amino acids. Gene Ontology annotation, cellular component: mitochondrial intermembrane space. Gene Ontology annotation, biological process: positive regulation of tyrosine phosphorylation of STAT protein; maintenance of protein location in nucleus.
UUUUUUUCUUCAAAAUUUAUCAAUGAUUUAUUUCUAAUCACACUUAACAUAUAACCUUCCAGACCGAUCGAUUAAUCAACUGUUGUUUCCAACGACUAUAAACUUGAUUUAACAGGAACUGUCACUUACAUAGUCGAGGAGGUUUAAUAAUAUAAAUUUGUGCCUUAUUUUUUAAGAUAACAAGAACAGAAGGAAACAGCAUGGAUGAAUCGAGUUUGCCGAGUUCAAAAAAUGAGAAACAAGAUUCGAAAAACGGAAAACACUGUUCGUUCGACGAAGUAAUUGGACAUAUCGAAGAUUUGUUGUUAGAGGAAGACUUUCAAGCUCUUCAGCAAAGAUUUUUAGAAAAAUACUGGAAUGUUUUUGAACCAGUGGAAGAUAACAAAUUAAUUUAUACCGAUAUAUUUAAUGAAUAUAAUAAAACCGUAGAGAUAUACAUUGAGGAUUACCUUAAAAAAGUUAUGCCACAAUUUACAAUAGACAUUUUUUUACAUCAGUUAAAUGAGAAACAGGCAGAAUUGGAAGGUGAAGUCUUUGAAGUAUUGUCAACAAUAACAGACUUUUUGGCUUUUAAGGAAAUGUUUCUUGAUUAUAGAGCAGUAAAAGAAGGUAAAGUUGAAGAUCUCAGCUGUGGGAUAGCUGUUACAUCUUUAAAAUUCUAUAAUGCAGAAGCUGCAAUAAAUCACCAAAGUAAUAUACAUGAUUUUAUUGAAGGUGCCUUUCAAGAUAAAAAAUAAGACAUUAGAAAAAACGAUGUAAUAUAUAAGUCAAACAUUAAUGCAUGUUCAUAUUAUGUUCAGUAUUUAUUGAUAAUGAUUAUAUCUGCAAAAAUCUAUAUCAUAUUAUGUAUUUUUUACAAAUAGAAGUACAAAAAUAAUUUAAAUAUCCUACUUAGCCUUUUUCUGCAUUUGGUAGACUUUUAGUAUAACUUAUAAA